CUAGUCGUUCGGCAACACUGUGUCGCCAACGUACGAAAAUGGCGGUGAAACUGAUAUACGGCUCCGCGGUCGUCGUGCUCUUGAUCGCCGUCGCCUUCGUGUAUUUCGAGCCCAUUCCUCGGGAACAGUACCCGGGCUUCGUGCGCAAGCUGCACCACGAGUUGCUGAAGACGGCGAAGUACGUUGGCAGUUUCUUCUGCCGCCGCUCCGAGGUGACCGCCAAGGGAGUGUUCACUCCGGAGGAGCUGGCCCGCUACGACGGCAGCGGCGACUCUCUCGGUCUUUACUUGGCCGUGCUGGGACGCGUUUACGACGUCUCCAAAGGCGCCGAGCACUACAGGCCGGGAGGCGGCUACUCGCAGUUCGCCGGUCGGGAUGCAUCGAGGGCCUACAUUACGGGCGAAUUCACCGAAGAAGGUCUGACGGACGAUCUCAACGGCAUAACCGAUGAAAACCUGCUGGCGUUCUCGCAGUGGGUAGAUUUCUACGAAAAGGACUACACCUUCGUAGGUAAGUUGGCCGGCCGUUACUACACUAACGAAGGCCAGCCAACUAGCGAGCUGCGGGGGGUCUGGGCGGCCAUAGAGAGGGCCAAGCAGAAGAGUUACCUGGCCCAAGAGCAGAGCAAGAAAUUCCCCCCCUGCAACUCUGAGUGGACUCCGGAGAAAGGCAGCAGCGUUUGGUGCAGCAAGAAGAGUGGCGGAGUUGAACGUGACUGGGCCGGAGUUCCGCGGCAGUACUUUGAGCGCGACUCGGGCUCCGUCCGGUGCGUCUGCGUCCGCAACACGGGACCCCCUAGUGACCAUCCGGAAGGCGCAUCGCACAAGAACCGCGGCGACUUGGAUGACCCUCACCUUAAGGAGUACCCAGGCUGCCCCCCCACGUCUGACACAUGCAAGGUGCCCGACACCCAGUGAAAAACGUUGAACAAAGCACUGCGUGUGGGACAUUUAAUUACUUUAUGCA
Rhipicephalus sanguineus (brown dog tick) is the source of this 966-nucleotide messenger RNA. Its product is annotated as neuferricin. The record is from RefSeq and is a predicted model, not a curated record. The transcript has 4 exons. NCBI's taxonomy places the organism in Eukaryota, Metazoa, Arthropoda, Arachnida, Ixodida, Ixodidae. Gene Ontology annotation, cellular component: endomembrane system; membrane. Bases 39 to 917 code for a protein of 292 amino acids.